UUAAUGGGACAGAAAAAUCCUCAUUGAGGGAUAAAAGGAUGAAACAGCAAAAGCUCACAAUUGUUACAAACAAAAAGAACUCAAAAAUGCCCUCUACAAAGGCAAAGGAGGAUUCGCAAACAUUCGAAAUCCCAAAGCCCGAUUACAUCCACGUUCGGGUCCGUCGCAGUCAGGCCACCAAUAGCCACAAUUUGACCGAAAGAACAAACUUUCAUUCCUCCUCCACGAAUGCUUCAAGUCGGAGAAGAACAAACCCAACAGCCACUCCGACAAGAACAAGCCCCGGGAUGAUGGCGGCGAUCCUAAAAAUCUCGACCACGGCGCUGCAAGUGGCGGCAAACGCGCCGCCGCCGCCGCCGCCGUUGUUUUUGCCUCUCGGCCUUGUCAGAGAGCUCACAAUCUUUGCAAACCACUGUUCAUUGGUGCGCGGUAGGCCCAAUGUGUUGAUCUUGGUUCUCCUCUGGGUCGAUUUGGCCGGGCGGCCCACGACGGCGGCCGCCGCUAGCACGGUGGGUAUGGUUGCCGACGAUGAGGCUGCCAUUGAU
Striga asiatica is the source of this 545-nucleotide messenger RNA. Lineage: Eukaryota; Viridiplantae; Streptophyta; Magnoliopsida; Lamiales; Orobanchaceae. The record is from the annotation of a GenBank genome assembly.